AUGGCUCCUUACUAUCUGACAUGGACGCAGAUGCGGCAACCAAUGGGCCUAUUCUCUAAUGCCUCAUCAUUCUCGCCUCCAUUCAAACCGGAGAUGGAAGCCAUGAGUUCAAGAGCAGAUACCAGAUGGCCAUGGAUGGAGUCCCGACAGCAGGCAGCAGGGGGUGUAGCUCCCUCGCCUCAGCAGUGCAUGCAGUCUCGAAACAUACAAACCUACAAAGAGUCAAAUAGCACAGUGCGAUCUAUCGAAGCCCAAUGCGACGUCUCCUAUAACUCCGCCCAAACCAUCAAACAAUGGCUGGAGAACCAAGAGAAAGAGGCCUUCAGCGAGUUGAGACUACAGUUGCUGAACGUCGGCAAAGCGCUCAGCCUAAUCUACGAGUCAAUGAAAGAUCUGGAGGCGACCUUACAUAAGGUUACGGAGAAGAAUACUGCCAUUGGUCCUAUAACUGGCUACAACUGGACUUCCCACGGCUCAUUGGGGGAUAGCUGGCUGAAGGCAAAAUUCGUAUUCAAUGUGGAUCCUCUCAAGGGGCAUCUGGCAGAGUUGCGUGAGCACGGCGGUUUGCUACAAUUUACCCUGACCACGCUUCCAGUGUACGCAAGCGAUGUCUCCAGAGAUGAGUUGAAAAGCCGACAGGACCCAAGAUGCACGCCGUCGGCUCCUGGAAGAUCAGCCGCGUCGUUCCGGCACGUUGCCGCUCGAGCAUUCGCGAUCCGACAAGCAUAUACCAUACGGCGAAAGCCGCAGGAAGAGCAGGGGAGCCAUUUAGCAAAAGUGACGACGACGAAUGUGCCUGCCGCCUCCCAAGACCAAUCGUCCGCUAUACCGUCCGCCUACGAAGAAUUUCUUGCUAUCCAUGACACAAACAAAAAGACCGAUCUACCACGAAGAAAUGGCACAUUACCUUCUCCCGCGAAUGGACUCAAGAUUGCCCAUGCCCAGAAAGCAGACACGUCUACUAUACAAAAUGCCAGCUCACUGGUCAGUGGGCAGCUACAAGAGACGAGCCAUCCAGUGUCACAAAGCGUUCCGAAUGUGCUCUAUCAUGAAACAUUUGGCGCUACUCCCACUCCUCUACCUCGAGAUGCUUGGGGUGUACCAAAGUUGUCAGCGGAAUCAUUUCGGGAAGAGACAGGCUCUGCGCGAUCGCUGCCAGAAUUGCCUCCACAACAACUGAUGGACGAUGUUUGGCAAUCAAAGGAGCCGACGAACAACGACAGCGAGCUACCACCUCGGCUGUCAAAUGACGUGAUAUAUGCGACUGUAUCGCAAAAUGAGGACGGGAGUCGCAAUCAUACUGAUCAGGAGGCAAUCAGACCUUCCGUCACCGCCGUAGAGACAGCUCCACCUAGCGCAUAUAGUCCAAGCAUUCCAAAUGCCGAGUCUUAUUAA
Messenger RNA from Letharia lupina, 1395 nucleotides. RefSeq lists its product as uncharacterized. Lineage: Eukaryota; Fungi; Ascomycota; Lecanoromycetes; Lecanorales; Parmeliaceae. Bases 1 to 1395 code for a protein of 464 amino acids. The record is from RefSeq and is a predicted model, not a curated record. The transcript is spliced from 2 exons.